This is a messenger RNA of Tachyglossus aculeatus (Australian echidna), 2404 nucleotides long. It is a transcript of the gene GNAI3, whose product is annotated as G protein subunit alpha i3. Gene Ontology annotation, biological process: adenylate cyclase-modulating G protein-coupled receptor signaling pathway. Gene Ontology annotation, molecular function: GTPase activity; G protein-coupled receptor binding; G-protein beta/gamma-subunit complex binding. The coding region runs from base 46 to 1110 and encodes 354 amino acids. The record is from RefSeq and is a predicted model, not a curated record. The transcript is spliced from 9 exons. NCBI's taxonomy places the organism in Eukaryota, Metazoa, Chordata, Mammalia, Monotremata, Tachyglossidae. Gene Ontology annotation, cellular component: heterotrimeric G-protein complex.
GGGAGCCCGGGCUCGGCGCCCCUGCCCUCCUCCCCCGCCGCCGCCAUGGGCUGCACCCUGAGCGCCGAGGACAAGGCGGCGGUGGAGCGGAGUAAGAUGAUCGACCGGAACCUGCGCGAAGACGGAGAGAAGGCGGCCAAGGAAGUCAAGCUGCUGCUGCUCGGUGCUGGAGAAUCUGGUAAAAGCACCAUUGUGAAACAGAUGAAGAUCAUUCAUGAGGACGGCUAUUCAGAGGAAGAAUGCAAACAGUAUAAAGUCGUUGUCUAUAGCAAUACCAUACAAUCCAUCAUCGCUAUAAUAAGAGCCAUGGGACGACUAAAGAUAGACUUUGGGGAAGCUGCCAGAGCCGACGACGCUCGGCAGCUGUUUGUUUUAGCUGGCAGUGCUGAAGAAGGCGUCAUGACGCCCGAACUCGCUGGGGUGAUUAAACGGUUAUGGCGGGAUGAUGGGGUCCAAGCCUGCUUCAGCAGAUCCCGGGAAUACCAGCUGAACGACUCGGCCUCGUAUUACCUGAAUGACCUGGACAGAAUAUCUCAAACCAGCUAUAUUCCAACUCAACAAGACGUGCUUCGGACAAGAGUGAAAACUACAGGCAUCGUGGAGACUCAUUUCACCUUCAAAGACCUGUACUUCAAGAUGUUUGAUGUGGGCGGUCAGCGGUCGGAACGCAAAAAGUGGAUUCACUGUUUCGAAGGGGUGACGGCAAUCAUCUUCUGCGUGGCCCUAAGUGAUUACGACCUGGUCCUGGCUGAGGAUGAGGAGAUGAACCGAAUGCAUGAAAGUAUGAAGCUGUUUGACAGCAUCUGUAACAACAAGUGGUUUACAGACACGUCGAUCAUUCUCUUCCUGAACAAGAAAGACCUCUUUGAGGAAAAGAUAAAGAGGAGCCCACUAACGAUCUGUUACCCAGAGUACACAGGCUCCAAUACUUACGAAGAGGCGGCCGCCUACAUCCAAUGUCAGUUUGAAGAUCUAAACCGAAGAAAAGAUACCAAGGAGAUUUACACCCACUUCACCUGUGCCACCGACACCAAAAACGUGCAGUUUGUUUUCGAUGCCGUUACGGAUGUCAUCAUUAAAAACAACUUAAAGGAAUGCGGACUCUAUUAACCGGAGCGAACCCCAGCGCAAGUUACCACAGCCCGGAGUGUGAAGAGCCAGACUUCUUUGCUGUCUCUCGCGGGACAGCCGCAAGCAUGAAUGGGACCAGGGAAAUGUCAGCAGCAUGCAGAAUCUUAGCAUUCUUUAGCACAAUUUUCUGUAUUAGGGACCUUAUAAUUGGUAUGAGUUGCUAAAGUCAAAGACAUUGGAAAUGGAACAACUAUUCGGUGUGAUUUGAACAUCCAGACAUCACUUGGAUUGCAUAAUCUCAAAAGCAUAGAGCUGUUGUGACAUUGAGAUGCUGCAUUCCAGAACUUCAAUAUGUAGCUUACUCUUGUUCCCCCCACCAGCCCCUCUUUGAUUAACAAACCACCACUAGUCUGUUUUUCAAGUUUCUUUUUUCAUCAAGACAACUAUAACUUGACUAAAUUUUAUUUCCUUGUUUGCAAAAUAAUCUUUAUUAAAAAAAAACAAACAAAAAAAACCACUUAACUAUGCACAUGAUGUGAUCAGAAUCCUGGAAGUAUUCCUCUUAGUAGGAACUCUUGGUUUUUAACUCUUGGUAUGGUCAGAAUUUAGUAUUUCCACAACAGCUUCAAGUUCUUUCUGGGUUCUUGUGGAUCUAGUUACAGCUUCUUCGGAUGUCGUGUAUGUUACCAUCCUGCUCAAAAUAUUGUCAUUGUUUUCUUAAAGGAAGUGAUGUGGAAAAUUCUGCAGUAAGAUAUUAGCCCUGUCUCUCUCUCCCUCCUCUUCCCCCCAACCCCCCUUCCUCAGUCUCCCUCCUCUCUCUGUCCCCCACCCCCCACACCCAAUGCUAACGGUUGAGGGUUAGCCUGGUUUAUGCUGAUUACCAAAUUACUAUUCUUCAGAUUUGAGGCUGUCGUAGUGUGCUAAAGCCAGUUUAGAGGGGAGAGGCACUGGCAGGGCACCUCCCACUUAAAGAGGUGAAUUGCCAAAUUCCAGACUGGACGAAAAGACAGUGCUGCUCCACACCUACAGAAGCAACAGCUCGCGUGUUCACGGUCUCAAUCAGGGGGGAUUUUGUAAAAGCUGCACCUCGUCCUCCAUCUAACAUGGCCUUUUCUAUUUGUAGACAUCAAAACUGUAUGAACCGUGCAUGCCUUUAUUUUGUAAAUGUGGUGCCAAAUCCCUGUUUGCCAUUGUUUCUACUGUAGUAACAUAGUCAGUAUGUCCUUUUGCCGAAGCUGUUUCAUGAUGGGGCUCCUUUUUCCACUUUGUCGUGUGUACAGAUUUCUGUCUGUUCUAGUUGUCAGCAGUAUUAAAAUGGUGAGUAAAGAGUCCA